AUGUCUGAAAGAGCUGAUCACAUCUCCUUAAUGAUAGACGAACAGCUUGCCUGCAUAUCUCCUACACCCUCUGACCAUUGCAUCUUUAGAGUAUAUGAUGAAAUUCGCGUUGAAAAUGAAAAAGCCUAUGAACCCUUGAAGCUUGCAAUUGGACCUUAUUAUCAUGGUAAAGAUAAGUUACUGGAUAUGCAAGAGCACAAAAUGCGGUAUCUACAGCUACUUCUCAAAAGGAUAAAUGAGACGAGUGUGGACAAAUACAUAGUGGCCUUGGGUGACAUGGAGGAGAGAGCUAGAAAAUGUUGUUCAGAACCUAGUGUUCUUGAUGAAUAUGAAUUUCUAAAAAUGAUGCUUCUUGAUGGAUUCUUCAUGAUUGAAUUAUUUCGUAGGCAUGAAAACCCUUGUCUCCAACUUAUCGAAAAUCAGAAUGACAAUGACCCUAUUUUCCAAUCUCACCAGUUUCGAGUUAACAUACGACGUGAUUUAUUAUUACUGGAAAAUCAACUACCAUUUUUUAUUGUUGUGAAACUGUUCAACAUGACAACGGAUACAGACACACAUGAAGACAUCCGUUAUUUGGCAUUGUCUUUUAUGGAAUAUGUAUUGCCAGGGCCAUCUCUGUCAAAACCUUCAGAAAUCGAAGUGGAUGAUGUCAAGCAUCUACUUCACCUGGUACACAACUCUAUGUGUGCUUCAUUUGCUAAGGUUGUAUCAUAUGGAAAUGAAAAUGAUGAAUGGGAAUUCAUAAGCUCUGUCACACAGCUCCAAGAGGCAGGAAUUGAAUUAAAGGCAGCCAAGGAAUGUAAUAGUUUAUAUGAUAUUAAGUUCAAUGAUGGGUUGACUGAAAUUCCCCCAUUCUCUAUUGGUGAUGAAACUGAAUCAGUCUUCAGAAAUCUAAUUGCAUAUGAACAAUUUCUUCCUGAUAUUCAUCGAUGA
Ilex paraguariensis (yerba mate) is the source of this 933-nucleotide messenger RNA. Lineage: Eukaryota; Viridiplantae; Streptophyta; Magnoliopsida; Aquifoliales; Aquifoliaceae. The record is from the annotation of a GenBank genome assembly.